ACAACAAGUCAAAAAAUCUUCUCGUUGCAUCAGAUAAUCAUGCCUUUCGAACCCGACUCACUGCCGCACGAGGUCGAACUUCCCAAUCGUAAGUUUGGGAAGCUUCCCAAUCGCACUUUGUUGUCCGCAUCGAACAGAAUUAAAUGCAUUCUUUCAAUUGAUUAUGGUACCACCUAUACUGGCAUCAGCUAUGUCUUCUCCAACGAGUCCGAACUGAAUGAUAUUGCCACUGUGCAAACAUGGCCAGGAGAUGGCAGAGACAGAGACUUCGAGUGGAAGACUCCUACUGUCAUUGCUUAUGGAAGCGAGAACAACUUCCAAGGAGUUAAAUGGGGUUUCAUGGUGGAGCCAGGAAUGAAGUCUUACUCUUGGACAAAACUUUUGCUUGACAAGAAUGCGCCCAAAGGCAAAUACGAUGACCCGACUCUGACAAACAUUGUCAGAAAAGGCAUGAUGGAACUACCCAAGGGCAAGUCUGCUCAACAAGUCUGCGAGGACUACCUUCGCGAGGUUCGCAAUUUUGUCUUUGCUCGACUCGACAAGGAAAAUGGGGCAGACUUCAUGAAGCUUACUCCUAUGGAAUGUUGGAUUACCGUGCCUGCUACUUGGCUAGACGAAGCACAAGAUGCAACCCGAGAAGCAGCCAAAGGCGCUGGUUUUGCGUCUCGCUCAAUGGACUCAAUCAAUGUUAUACCGGAGCCAGAAGCUGCUGCAAUCUGUGCUCUCAAGAAACUCACAGCACCAGGUGCCCCAGAUUCUUUAAAGGCUGGCGAGGACAUCAUGAUCUGCGAUUGUGGUGGUGGGACAGUGGAUUUAACCACUUACUCUGUCACUGCGACUUAUCCACUGCUGGACUUCGAGGAGCUUGUGGUGGGAGAAGGUGGAAAGUGCGGAGCUACAUACAUCGACCGCAAUUUACACACUCUCAUGACUACUCGUUUCGGUGAGUCAUUCAAGAAAUUGGACCCGAAGAAGACCGGCCCAGGAAGCAAGUUCAUGCAGUCUUUUGAGCGAGUCAAGAGAGACUUUCCAAAGGGCUUUGAUAAAGAAAAGGGGAUCGGGCCGCUGAAGCUGGUUUCCAAAAAUCCCGCGCACUACGAUGACGACGAUGGAACCGUGAAGCUUUCUCUGGCUGAUAUGCAGUCGCUGUUUGAUCCUGUCAUCAGCCAAGUCAUAGCUCUGGUGAAAGCUCAAGUCCAAGAAGCUUCAAAACUCAAUCAUGACAUCGAUCGCAUCGUUCUCGUCGGCGGAUUCGGUGAUUCUCCUUACCUGUUCGAGAAGCUCGGAGCGUGGUGCAAGACCAAUGGAGGCAUCAAGCUCAUAUGUCCACCCGCACCUCAAGCGGCCAUCGCGAGAGGCGCAGCGCUACGAGGCCUUGCAGGUACCGCGCCAUCGCUGAAGAAGCAACGGCGUCACUACGGCUAUGAGGUAGGCAGAACUUUUGACGAAGGAGUUGACGACGCUACCAAAGCCUACAUCGACCCUUUUCUCGAUCAAGAAGACCAGAGGCGUAUCCAGGAAAUGGUCUGGAAGAUUGCAAAGGGCGAGAAUGUCACAACCAAGACAGUUCGAAGUCAAUCGCUAUAUUUCACCCACAAAGAAGGAUCGAGCAGUUUCACCCAAACUGUCGAGCUCUACAGCUGCAAUCUCGACACAGCCCCUCUCUCGGUGGAACACGAGCGCGUAGUCCAAGUCGGAGAGAUCAAAGUCGACUACUCUGAGGUUGAUUUAAACACACUUGAGUCCACUUACAAAGACGGAAAGAAAUGCUAUAAAAUGGAGUUUGACGUCAGGAUUGAAUUUGGUGCUGUGAAAGGUAUUCUAGUUUUCUCUAGCUGGAUUGGGAAAAGGCAGGUUGGGACGGCGAGUCUUUCCUUUGCCAAGUAG
Molecule: messenger RNA, 1887 nt
Organism: Mollisia scopiformis
Lineage: Eukaryota; Fungi; Ascomycota; Leotiomycetes; Helotiales; Mollisiaceae
Product: actin-like ATPase domain-containing protein
Exons: 9
Coding region: 40-1887 (615 amino acids)
Molecular function (GO): ATP-dependent protein folding chaperone; ATP binding
Source: RefSeq, a predicted model, not a curated record